Molecule: messenger RNA, 1164 nt
Organism: Microtus oregoni (creeping vole)
Lineage: Eukaryota; Metazoa; Chordata; Mammalia; Rodentia; Cricetidae
Gene: Tbata
Product: thymus, brain and testes associated
Exons: 9
Coding region: 16-1122 (368 amino acids)
Source: RefSeq, a predicted model, not a curated record
GUUGCAAACCCUGUGAUGACUACGGAGGUGAAAACCCAGUUGACUGAGCAACCACUAGUGAGUCCAAAGGCAGAGCCCGAGCCCAAGAAAAAACCAGAGCACUUUCCGAAGAGCCACGGGGAUGUGGGAUUCCAGAAAGAGCCUGUGGUCCCAGGCAUUGUGGAUUUCGAGUUGAUCCAAGAGGAGCUGAAGACCUCCUCUAAGCCCCAAACACCAAGUGCCUAUCGCUUCGGACGCCUCAGCCACCACUCCUUCUUCUCCCGGCACCACCCCCAGCCACAGCGUGUGACACACAUCCAAGAUCUCACCGGGAAGCCUGUGUGUAUGGUCAGGGACGAGUUCUCUUUGGCACCCGUGACUCAGUCGGCACUCUUAUCCAGCUGUCUGAUGGGGAUGCCCACCAUCUCAGUCCCCAUUGGGGACCCACAGUCCAACCGGAACCCCCAGCUUCCUCCUGACCUCUGGAAGAAAAAUCUAAAGGACCUAGCUUCCCGAGUGGCUGUCUUCACUAAGGAAAACGAGUCACGGACUAACGAGGCUGGUGCUGAACCAAAGAGCGAGCCUGGAAAGAAAGCCUUGCCAAAGGAAGAGCCUCCUGUGAGGGAGCAGGGGGCAAAGUACUCAGCCGAGACUGGUAGGCUUAUCCCGGCUUCCAGCCAAGCUCUUAGCCGCCGCAGCCGCCAGGGCCAGCGGGGCCACCCUUCUGCCAGAGACGGAGGAGCCCAAGCCUCCGUUCUGGAGGACCAGGAGCUACUGAUCUUGGAGCUUCUUUGUCAGAUUCUACAGAUGGAUUCUUUAAGUGCCAUUCAGUUCUGGCUGCUCUAUGCGCCACCAAAGGAAAAAGACUUGGCGCUGGGACUUCUGCAGACGGCGGUGGCUCAGCUCAUCCCCCAGUCCCUCCCAACCCUCCUAGAGGAGAAGCUCUUGAACCAGCUCCAAGAGCUUCAAGAACCUCCUCAAGAGAUACAACAGGCAACCUACAGUCCAUCCCUGAAGAAGACGAAGACGCCGCCUCUAUCCAAGACGGAGAAACCAGAGUUCAUUGGCAAAGCCCAAGUCCUCCGCGUGCAUUCCAGCGAGGACUCAGAGGAGAAAACGACCAAGUCAAAGGCCGAGAGCUGAGGAACACAACCCAGAGCCCGGAGACUUCUGUCUAGCUCAAAG